UGCACGUUGCAACGUGCUGAAACGUCUACGCCGUCUCUUUUCUCUGAGGUGAACAAGCAGAGCAGACACGCAUUGCGUGGUUCUGCUUAUUCCCUAAUAAAAUGGUUUUGCUGCACGUGUUGUUCGAGCAUGCUUCGGGCUACGCGCUGUUCGCCGUCAGAGAGGUGGAGGAGAUCGGCAUGCUGCUACCUCAGGUGGAGGAGAGCGUGUUGAGUCUCGGGAAGUUCAACAGCAUGGUGAGCCUGGCCGCCUUCUUCCCCUUCAAGUCUGCGCAGGCUGCCCUGGAGAACAUGAACGCCAUCUCUGAAGGUGUGGUUCAUGCAGACCUCAAGCUGUUCUUGGAGACGAACCUUUCUCUGUCUGGAAAGAAGAAGGCGGUUUUGGGGGUUUCCGAUGCCAAAAUCGGAGCUGCUCUUCAGGAGGAAUUCAGUAUUUCCAUACAGACCGGAGGAGCAGUGGCUGAGAUAACCAGAGGUGUGCGCCUGCACUUUCACUCCCUGGUGAAGGGUCUGACGGCGCAGGCCGCCUCCAAGGCCCAGCUGGGUCUGGGUCACAGCUACUCCAGAGCCAAGGUCAAGUUUAACGUCAACCGGGCCGACAACAUGAUCAUCCAGUCCAUCGCUCUGCUGGACCAGCUCGACAAAGACAUCAACACGUUCUCCAUGCGAGUCCGUGAGUGGUACGGCUACCACUUCCCGGAGCUGAUCAAAAUCGUGACGGACAACUCGAUGUACUGCCGCCUGGCUCAGCUCAUCGGCAACAGGAAGGAGCUGUCGGAGGAGAGCCUGGAGAGUCUGGAGGAAGUGGUGAUGGACAGCGCCAAGGCUCAGGCCAUCCUGGACGCAUCGCGUUCCUCAAUGGGUAUGGACAUUUCACCCAUCGACCUGAUCAACAUCGAGAGGUUCUCGAACCGCGUGGUGUCCCUGGCCGCCUACAGGCUGGAGCUGCAGGAGUACCUCCGCUCUAAGAUGAGCCAGGUGGCGCCGAACCUGGCCGCCCUCAUCGGAGAAGUGGUUGGAGCCCGACUGAUCUCCCACGCCGGGAGUUUGACCAACCUGGCCAAGUACCCGGCCUCCACCGUUCAGAUCCUGGGAGCGGAAAAGGCCCUGUUCAGAGCUCUGAAGACACGAGGCAACACGCCCAAAUACGGCCUCAUCUUCCACUCCACCUUCAUCGGGCGCGCCGCCGCCAAGAACAAAGGCCGCAUCUCCAGAUACCUGGCCAACAAAUGCACCAUCGCUUCGCGCAUCGACUGCUUCUCCGAGCUCCCAACCAGCGUGUUUGGAGACAAACUGCGUGAACAGGUGGAGGAGCGUCUGUCCUUCUACGAGACCGGAGAGGUUCCACGGAAAAACAUGGAUGUCAUGAAGGAGGCUGUGAAAGAGGCUACCGACGUAGCAGCUGAAAUGAAGCGGAAACAAGAGAAGAAGGAAAAGAAACGCAAGAAGCGCGAGAAGAAGCAGCAGGAACUUGCAGAAAACGGGGAAACGAACGGCGAAGCUGAGGAGGAGAACGGAGAAGAUGACACGCCCGUAGCGAAGAAGAAAAAGAAAAGACAAGCUGCAGAGGAGACCGAAGAGGCCGAGGCCGUGGAGACUCCAGUCAAGAAAAAGAAACGAAAGAGCGAAACGUUGGCGGCCGAAGCAACUGAAGAACUUCCAGAACCAGUAAUGUCUGAGAAGAAAAAGAAGAAGAAAAAGGAGGCGAAUUAGUGACAAAGACUUUCAAUUUUUGUGUACAGUUUUAUUUUGUAUGUAACCGAGGUUAGUUUAUGUAGAAUAAAUGCUUAUGAAUGUGUCAUAAUUCUGUGUAAAUAUAUUUUGUAUCAAAUUGAGGAAACAUUUGGCACCUCCAGCCUUAAGAACCAGAUAUCCCUGCUAAUUUGUGAGGCUGUGCUACUCUUAGGAUUUUGAAUUAUGUGGAAUAUCCAGAUGCCAUGUAAUUUAACAGCAGACUCAUCCAAACAUUUCCAGUAAAGCACAUGCCUGAAACAUAAAGCUUUCACCGGUUUAUUCUGUGCUACGUAAUGGAAUCAGUCCUGUGUUUUUAUAGUUUUGUUUUUAAAAAGGUGUCUGAUUUCUGAUCAAUUGCCAGAAAGUGAACUACCAGUGUUAAGUCCAGGAAUUCCCUGAUCUGUUCGGUUAUGAGGAACCUUUCAGUGAAUCUUGUUAGAAAAUCCCUCCAAGUUGCGCUUAUUCAAGAUGCCUUGAAUUUUUGUGAUAUUUUUGUAAUAAAAUGUAUGUCGAA
Poecilia latipinna (sailfin molly) is the source of this 2247-nucleotide messenger RNA. RefSeq names its product NOP56 ribonucleoprotein homolog (gene nop56). NCBI's taxonomy places the organism in Eukaryota, Metazoa, Chordata, Actinopteri, Cyprinodontiformes, Poeciliidae. The coding region runs from base 102 to 1712 and encodes 536 amino acids. The transcript has 12 exons. The record is from RefSeq and is a predicted model, not a curated record. Gene Ontology annotation, molecular function: snoRNA binding. Gene Ontology annotation, cellular component: box C/D methylation guide snoRNP complex; small-subunit processome.